UACAGGGAUUAAUUCGCUCCAGCAGAUGGCAGCAGUGAAACAAGAGGCAAAAUAAAGCAUGCCUGUACAGAUGCCUGAUUGAAAUAUGAUAAGAGACGUAAACAAAAGACGCGGACACUCAUUCGUUUGAGACUUAAGUGGAUUCAGUCGAACAGAAACGUGCACAGCUGCGGUGUGGCCGUAUGGUUCUGGUUUAUGAGGCUCCAAUGUGUUACACAAAGAGCAGACACCAUGCAGAAAGUGGAUUAUGCUCAUCGGAAUAUUCUGCCUUUAGAGGACAAACUGCAGGUUAAACGGCUCGGUGUCCAUCAGCCGCAAGAAGCUGGGAGAAUCCGAACAACUGACAAGCAGCAUCUUUUGGUGAUCAAAAAAGAGGUUCCCAGUCUGCAGAGCGCCAGUUUGGACCAGCAGAACGCAGAACUCCACCAUAUAAAAAAGGAAGAGGAGGAACUGUGGGUCAGUGAAGAUGGAGAGAUGAAGAUUGUAGAUGAUGAGACCCUUAAGAUAUCAGAGCUCUGCCACGUCCAAACUGAUGACGGCAAAGAGACUGAAGCUCCAACAAGCAGCCCAGCUAAACAAACGGAAACAGGACCUGAUGGAGAGGACAGUGGAGGAGCAGAACGAGACGAAAACCCGGAACCAACAGGAUACGGGACUGAACAGCAGGAGGUCCAGAUGAAAUAUGGUGAGCAACUGUUGGUAAUCAAAGUAGAAGUUCCUGAUCCGCAGAGGUCCAGUUUAGACCAGCAAGACACAGAACCACUCCAGAAGACAAGGCAAAAGGAGCUGUGGAUCAGUCAGGAUGAAGAGGAGCUUGCUUUGAUGAGUGAAGAUGAAGAGAAACCUCAGUCAUCAGAGCUUCAUCUCAUCAAAAGUGAAGACAGCAGAGAUGCUGAAGCUUCAACCAGCAGCUCAGCUGAACAGACGGAAACAGAAUCUGAUGGAGAGGAGGGUGGAGGACCACAGCCAGACAGGAAUUCAGAUCCACAUGCUUGUUUACAGUCCAGUCGUUCAGGCACUUCCGAGACUGAAGUCAGUAGGAAGUGGUGGUCAGGAGUGAGUGGAGACGGCUGUGAUGACAAUCUACCAGGUUCUGGAUCUAAAAAUAAAGGCUGUAGUGAAGGCUGGUGGGAAAUCAGGACACUUCAGUCAGGCGUAAACAGCAAACCUGGAUGUAGAAGUGCCGUGAAACCCUUCAGCUGCCCAGACUGUGGUAAACAGUUUGUGUACCAGCAGUCAUUCCUGAAGCACCUGUCAUGUCAUUCAGGAGAAAAGGCUUCCACCUGUUUGGCUGAUAUGAAACAAUCAAUAGCCAAAGCUGGGAAGAAAUCGAUUGCUUGUGUGGUUUGUGGAAAAAUGUUUAAGGAUCAGUAUUUUCUAAAAUGUCAUAUGAGGCUCCACACUGGAGAGAAACCAUUUAGUUGUGAUGUUUGCGGUAAAGCGUUUAGGCAUUCUCAUAUUCUUAAACUUCACUUAAGAAUCCACACUGGAGAAAAACCUUUUACUUGUGAUGAAUGUGGUAAAACGUUUACCAAGCUGCAAAAUCUUAAAGGUCACAUGACAUGCCACACAGGGGAGAAACCUUUUCAGUGUGAGGAAUGUGGCAAAAGAUUUACACAAAGGGGAACGCUGAGGAACCACAUGAUGAUUCAUAAAGGAGAAAAACCUUUCGCUUGCGGCAGCUGUGACAAACAUUUCAGGCUUAAAGCAGAUCUUCAGAAACACGCGGUAACCCACACGGGAGUGAAACCAUUUUCUUGCCGUUACUGCGGAGCCAGAUUUGCUCAUCGGGGAGCUUUGACGAGACACAUUAGACGGCACACAGGUGAGAAACCAUUUGCGUGCGAUAGGUGUGACAAAAGAUUUUAUCGAAAUUCUGAACUGAAGUACCACGUGACAGUUCAUACAAGAGACUGGAAACAAGACGCUGAAAACAGAAAGUUUGCCUGCAAGGAAUGCGGGAAAAAAUAUAUCCGAAAGGUGCAUCUUACAGCACACAUGAGUACCCACUUAGGAGAAAAACCUUUCAGCUGCAGUGUGUGUAGUGUGAGUUUUACACGCCAUGAUAGUCUGAAGAGACACACAAUGAGAGCCCACGGUCAAUAGAAACUGCUCAUUCUGCCAAUCUAGAUGUGUGCAUCUAGAUUGGUGUAAAUGCUGCUAGUUAGGUGUAUUUUGUAUAGAUUAAAAUCAGUGUAACUUCAUAGAUGGUAAGUUUUCCAAUAUAAUCAUCUUAUUGGUAUUGUCUACAUGAGGCGCCUUGCUAAAACAUUAAGACAAUGUUAUGUAAACUGUUUAAUGUUCAUGCUGUGCUGUUUUUCAGUGUGUACAUACAUGCUUGUUAUACUAAAAAUAGUCUCUAACCUGACAGUGUCUAUGUUGUAAUGAGAUAGCUACAAACGACAUCUGAAACACAAAUGUUUCAGCAAGACUUCAUUUUUUAUCAAAGGUUUUAAAUUCUGUAGUUUUGCUAAAUACCAACAUGCUCAUGUUUGUAAUGUAAAAGCUUGUUUUUGUCUUUUAUACUAUAGAAUGUAUUGUAUCUUCAAGAAGGCCUGACAUUAAUAAAGACUCAAAAAAUAUGCC
Messenger RNA from Poecilia reticulata (guppy), 2586 nucleotides. RefSeq lists its product as uncharacterized. The record is from RefSeq and is a predicted model, not a curated record. Gene Ontology annotation, cellular component: nucleus. Lineage: Eukaryota; Metazoa; Chordata; Actinopteri; Cyprinodontiformes; Poeciliidae. Gene Ontology annotation, biological process: regulation of gene expression.